This is a messenger RNA of Bactrocera tryoni, 1632 nucleotides long. RefSeq lists its product as uncharacterized. Lineage: Eukaryota; Metazoa; Arthropoda; Insecta; Diptera; Tephritidae. Bases 148 to 1419 code for a protein of 423 amino acids. The transcript has 3 exons. The record is from RefSeq and is a predicted model, not a curated record.
UAUUAAUUCGCGUUCUUCUGUUUUUUUCCAAACAGCCCCAAAUACGUAAAUUUGCAUUGAAUAAUAGUUGAAAAUGAAAUAAAGUUAUUUUUUAAAUAAUCAAUACAACGUCAGUGAGUCGAAUUGGUGCGACGUACGGUGUUCAUCAUGGCAAUGUUGACGCGUCGUACAUCACCCGGCUCACCGAAAGCUUUACAACGUUUUCAAAACUGCAUAUCCUUUCUCUGGCCGUCAUUGCAUUCAGGUACAUCUCAAGACAAUAGAAUACAGCGUAAGUCCACCCAACUGGACACAAUUGAUUGUUUAACGAAUGAACUAGUGAGUCGCAAUUCAAAGAAAUGGGAUGAACUACGAGACACGCUUAUUAAGAAAACCAACAAAAGUGAUUUAAGUGCACACAACUUUAGUGAUCACAACGAAAUGGUAUCUACGAGUUUCGGUCAGAAUGUGAAUAUGUUGUCCAAAGGUGUUGUAAGCGAUUUACAAGCUAUUCGUUCACCACAACUGGGGCUAGAUAUACGUUCUUUAUCUCAAGCACAACUGGACAAUUUAUUAUUAUCUACGGUGGAAAUAAAAAAUAAACCAGAUUUUCUAUACCUAAUCAGGCAAUGUUUACGUCACAAACAGUUACCAUCGAAUGAAGUACUCUUGGCUUGUCUUAAAUACCUCAUGCAAUUGUGUCGUUUGCAACAGAUUGACUCAUUGGCAGAUUUGUGUAAGCUACAUGAACAUCCACUUGUUAAAACCUAUGCCAAUUUCGCACCGUUCAAAGCAAUGGCACUAUGGCGAAGUGGAAGUGCCGAUAUAGCUUUAAUGACAUUGCAUCGCGGCUAUGGGGACUGUAUGGAAACGGAUGAAGGCAGGCGAAUGACGCGUAACGUAUUUCGUACUAUUGUUGAAGAGACAUUAGUGCAAAAGAGCGAUGCGGUCUUAGUGUCACUGAUGCAAGUGGCACGCUCAAUAUAUAAAGAACAAAAAGAUAUUUUUGUUGUCGCCUGUGUGUGGAAACAGUGUUUCGCUAGUGAAUGGUUCUGUGACCAAAAAUCCGCAGCAGAGCUUUAUGAACAUUAUAAAGAGCUACAAUUACUUGUCGCGCGACGUUCAAGUUCUCUUUGUUCAUCAUUUUUACGUGCGAAUAAUGUUGAUGCUGUACAUCGGCUAAUUGAAGCGUUUUUACAAAAAGAUCAACGAGAAGCUUGCGCAAAUUGUCUGGGUCAAUUGUUUAAUCACCAAUAUUUGCGGAGUGAUUUAAGAGCUUGUGCUGAGAUCAUUAAGUCUUGCAGUGAACUAGGAAUGCCGCUAAGCGCAGUUCAAAAUGAACAAUUUUUAAGUUUGUUCCUUAAUCAACCGGCAAAAACUGCUGUACGCAAUGUGGGUCAUCAAUCAAAACCAAUUAAAGAGUUCCAGUAUAAAUUUUAAAAUAUCGCGAAAUAAAAUAUGACUUCAGAUGGUACUUUAUUUUUUUUUAAUUAUCUGUAAACGUUUUUGAAGUAAGCGAAACAUAUAGUAUUUAUUUUUUGUUGUUAAAUAGCGAAAUGUUACACUUUACACCUGACAAAUAUUUGUAAACUUGCACUAAUAAUUAAUGGUUCACUAUUCAAAGUUCUAAAUAAAGCAAUAAACAGUUCAAUA